Messenger RNA from Racocetra persica, 211 nucleotides. The record is from the annotation of a GenBank genome assembly. Lineage: Eukaryota; Fungi; Glomeromycota; Glomeromycetes; Diversisporales; Gigasporaceae.
AGGUGGUGGUCUUGUCGCACUUGUAAUGAUUAUUAUUACGGAAAUAGUUCCGAUCAAAGACCGUGGGAAAUAUCAAGGAAUGAUUGCUGGCUGUUUUGGUAUUGCGUCUGUUGUGGGUCCAUUAAUGGGUGGUGCUUUUACGGAUCAUGUCUCGUGGAGGUGGGCAUUCCUUAUAAAUCUCCCCGUAGGUGCUCUCGCUUUUAUCUCUGUU